AUGCUCUUCCGGCUCCAGAAGAGGGUCCGCGACCGUCUCUACUACCGCAUCCGCGCCAUUCGUCAAUUGACAUCUUCCUGGAAGAAGACCGACGAGGAGAAGGAGGUCCAGGAAUUGGAGGAGAAAGAAGCCGUCAGCCCGGAUCAUACAUCUCAAAAAUUGAAGCCGCGCAUCGAGUUCACGGCACGUGUCUACGCUGUCUAUCCUCAAGAUAAGAAGGUCAAGCUGUCGGUAAUCCGACGCGGCAACAGUGACGCAGCCUUGACCCUGAACUACAGCACCGUGGAUGGUAUUGGGAAGAAAGAUUUGCACUACUUACCAAAGAUGGAAAACCUGCGCUUUGCCCCGCAGGAAAUGCAAAAAGACAUCGUCAUCGAUUUGGUCGAUGGAGCGGAUUGGAGACCAAACACCGUCUUCUACGUCCACCUGAAAAUUGUGGACCAGGACGAGGGCGGCAAAACGAAACUUGGUGAAUGCAAUAUCGCUCACGUCAAAUGCCCCGAGGAUACCACAUCCUUUAGUGGAACGCCGAACGUCGAAUUUGUUAAGGGAAACUAUGUUUGCAAAGAAAAUUGUGGCUGGGUGCGGGUCUUCAUCACAAAGAGGGGCAAGACUAAAACUCCCCAUGAUGUCGGCGUUCGUUUCGAAACUGAAGACAUUUCGGCGAAUGCUAAUGAAGACUACGUUCCCUAUAAGAAUGCGCUGUUGUAUUUCAAGGGCCAAGAGUACGAAAAAUACAUCGAUGUUGAAGUCGUUGACGAUAAGGACGACGAGAAAGAUGAGACUUUUUCGGUUGAGCUGCUAGGAACUGAGGAUCGGGAAACUACAAUCGGCAACAAGAAACGCACGAUCGUGACUAUCAUUUCGGACGACAAUGUCUUGAAAAACAUCACAAAUACCAGAAAAUUGGUCGGCUACUAUUUGAAGCGGAUGACGCCUGGACAGGCCACCUGGCGCGAGCAAAUCAUCAAUGCCGCCUCGGUGAAUUCUGGAGAUGUGGCCAACGCUACUGUACUCGAUUGCGUAUUGCAUGGAUUGGCUUUCCCGUGGAAGUUUGCCUUCGCCUUCGUCCCGCCGCCAAUGAUGAUGGGCGGUUGGCUGUGCUUCGUUGUCGCAUUAAUAGCCAUUGGAUUGGUGACGGCCGUCGUAGGUGACAUCGCCUCAAUCUUCGGCUGCAUGGUCGGAAUGCCGGACGCUAUCACGGCCAUCACAUUGGUUGCCCUUGGAACGUCACUUCCGGAUACUUUUGCGAGCAAAAUCGCUGCUGAAAACGAUGAUUCCGCAGACAAUGCAGUCGGAAACGUGACCGGCUCGAAUUCGGUGAACGUAUUCCUCGGCCUUGGUCUGCCGUGGUUGGUCGCCGCUUUCUACUGGUGCGACAAGGGACAACCUUUCGUCGUGAAGGCCGGAGAUCUAGGCUUUAGCGUUGCCGUCUUCACAAUCUUUUCCAUCAUCUUCCUCAUCGUCCUCAUCGCCCGCAGAAUGCUGGCCGUUUUCGGAAAAGGAGAACUCGGCGGGCCACCAGGUCCAAAAAUCGCAUGCGGCGUCUUCUUCAUCCUCCUCUGGGUCGCUUAUAUCGGCCUUUCCAUCUGGAAAACACAG
Molecule: messenger RNA, 1602 nt
Organism: Mesorhabditis spiculigera
Lineage: Eukaryota; Metazoa; Nematoda; Chromadorea; Rhabditida; Rhabditidae
Source: the annotation of a GenBank genome assembly